GAACAGCAGACUGAACAGAAGGCGUUUUCAAUUGCGUUUGACAGGAGGGUCAAAAUUCUUUGGUCCGUCACUGUCAUACUGCCACCAUGUUGGGAGUGUUAGGGGCAACUUUUGUAGGAUUAGCUGAGAACAAAGACAGAUAUGCUGUGAGACACAUACUAUCAAGAGACAGGCAAUCGACAGUCUCUAGUGUCCAUCAAUUCAAGCACAUUUCUUGACAACGACUUUAACAAAAGGCACUGACCUGACGGUAUAGACUAACGAUUGGUUGUGCAUGUGGUUUGAAAUUGAGGCGCGUUAAUAGUUAUGUAUGUAGUAUGUGAAAACGUGAUACGUGACAAAGUAAACAACAAACAAUCAGUAAUUGAAGAUUUUAGAGUCGAGUCACGUAAUCAUUUAGAUGUUCUACCCUCUCACGCACGCAACCCAGUCGUGGUAACGGAAAGUAGGAGGAACGCGAACACAACGAUGCUGUCAUUGGACCCCGUGUCUUACAGAGAAUGAUGAGCUUGAAGUUUUCUGCGGUAAAUGGGUAUGGUUUAUCUGCCGGAGCCAAUUAAACAGCCCAGUCCAUUUCUGUUGGGAAAGCUUCACAUUGCCCAAUACAGCAAAUUAUAAUCUAACUGCUAUGGACUAUAGCACUUAGAAAAUAGAGUUGUUCGCCAUAAAUGAAGAUUUAUUGAAGACUGCGUAUGACUGUGCCGGGCAUUCAAACAAAACAGGGACCUGCAAAUCCCUUUACUAAUGGAUUGCACAGAAGAUCCAGGCAAAAAGUAGUGUUUUGUGACGCCUUUAUCAGCCAGCCACCUCUAAGAGAACUCUCUAAGCCACUGCAAGAGCCAAGAUGGACGACUCAAACACUGAAAGCAUAACGGCUCCUCAGUCCAGGAGUGUUGACGUUGCGGGGGGAGGAGAAGACGGGAUCAAGACCCAGACAAGUGAAAGAUCCCAGUGCAGCAGUGUGGAAAUGAAAAGCAACCCUUCAAGCUUACAACCAGAGAAGGCUUGGUUUCCAAUCACUUCAGUCCCAAUGUGUCCAGCCCAAAGUGCCAACAUAGACCCUUCUGGAACGAUAACCCUGAAAAUGCAAAGGGCUGUUUUGCCAAUGUGCCUUGGGGAGAGCACUGUGCUUCUGCCUGUGCACUUCCAGAUGCACACAGGAACUCCAGCGCAGGUCAGUCCAACGGGAGCCACGCCACUCCUCCUGUCCAGCCAUGGCCCAGGGUCCCUGCCGCUGAUGUUAGAGCAGCAGCUCUUCCAACAUUUCAACUCCCAGUGUCUCCCACAAGGCCCUCUCUGUUCCGCAGCACCACUGCAGAGCAGCGCCCUGUGCCAGAACCCUUCUGUCACCUUCUGUCAGCCCUCUGCCAUGGAGCAGAAGGUGGCAGAGCCAGCCUCUUUCGUUCCAACUCCUGGCUUUGCUGCCGUUUCACAGGACCAGUUCACCUCUCACAACAGUUUCACACAAUUUUCUUGCCAUAUGGCCGGACCAAACCCAGCACAGGCCUUUCCCCCAAGCUUUUUACCAACUCCGCCAUCAGUGCCUCUGCCCUUCCCAUACUCUUCCCCGCUGGCACCUCUAGUGCCCCCUGCCACUCUGCUGGUUCCCUUUCCUAUCAUUGUUCCUCUCCCUGUACCUGUACCCAUUCCCAUACCUAUCCCAAUUCCCAUAGAGCCUAAAGCUAAAGUGCAGAAACCAGCCAGUACUGCAGCUGUAGGCACACAGACUUGUGAUGGGUUGUUCAGUCCUGUCUGUCCUUCACACACAGCAGACUCAGAGGGAAGUGUGCUGGACCUGUCUAUGAUGCCUGGGCCAAGUCAAAUGAAGCAAGAGGUUUUGAUUCCUCAAGACUCUCCUCUUGAUCUGUCAGUGGCAAACCACGUCCACAAGCCACUGUUUCAGGUUAAGCAUCCAGAUGUCAAGCAGCCGAUGAAGGAUGUGCAAAGGUCUUUGGAGGUCUUUAAGCCUCUAGAGCGCGGCCAGACUCUGGACUCUAAACUUUUGAAUGGCCUGACCUCGCUGGAGUUCAGCAGGCACCGCAAAUGGCUGGUGGACGGCCACCGCAGCCAUGAAUCCAAGUACAGUGCGAGAAACUAUGAUGUCGUCAGCACCUCGCAGACAGCAAAGGUCAUUGUGGCCGUCAAGGAUAGUGUUCCGACCAUCUUCUGUGGAAAGCGGAAAGAUCUUGCUGGAAUGUCGUCCAAUACCUUCCCUUCCAAGCAGGACACACAGCAGGGUGCUUUGGUCCGGCAGCAUUGCAACCCAGUCCUCAAGGCUCAAAGCGAAACAGGUCACCUUACAGACCCUAGGAGAAGCAUUCCCCGAAACAGGACAGUGAAACUGAAGAAGGUCAGCUCACAGGAGAUCCAUAUUCUCCCUAUCAAGAAGCAGCGCUUUGCUCCUUUUUUCCAUGGAGAGUAGAUGCUGCGGUGCGUGUGGAACUAAUGAAAACUUGGACGAGUCCUUUGCUGCUGGCUUUGGUGGACGAGGAAAUAUUUACAAUAUGAACUCUAGGGACAACAUCCAAGCACCUUACAUUCCAGAUGAUUUAAAAUAAUCAAUAUGGCUGCUUGGCAUGCACAGUAUUUAGUCUAUCCAACAAAGACAAAAAUGAGUAAUGGAACUACUUCGCUGUACCAUGUAUCAUGACAGUUUAUCUGACCUAACUCAAGUCAUCAUAUUUUAUUAAUAUGUGGUUUCUGAAGAGCCUGACAUCCAUGCUGCUCGUAAAGACUACACCAGUGUUUCUUCUCUUCUUCACCACCAGAAAACAUUUCAUAAUGCCAUUAUUUAACCAAGCCUUUUGCAAUAAAUAAGCUAAUAUGUGGUACUUCUUUAACCUGCUCCAUUUUUAAUUAAAAAAGCAUUUAUCCUUUGUUGUAAAUAAAUGAAGUGUAAGCUAUAUUAGUUCUUUUUUAUCUUGCCAAAUAAAGAGUCUUAGGUUUCAGAA
This is a messenger RNA of Clupea harengus (Atlantic herring), 2951 nucleotides long. RefSeq names its product retinoic acid-induced protein 2-like. Gene Ontology annotation, cellular component: nucleus. The record is from RefSeq and is a predicted model, not a curated record. Gene Ontology annotation, biological process: animal organ development. Lineage: Eukaryota; Metazoa; Chordata; Actinopteri; Clupeiformes; Clupeidae.